This is a messenger RNA of Doryrhamphus excisus (bluestripe pipefish), 815 nucleotides long. It is a transcript of the gene lyrm7, whose product is annotated as LYR motif containing 7. The record is from RefSeq and is a predicted model, not a curated record. Gene Ontology annotation, biological process: mitochondrial respiratory chain complex III assembly. Lineage: Eukaryota; Metazoa; Chordata; Actinopteri; Syngnathiformes; Syngnathidae. Gene Ontology annotation, cellular component: mitochondrial matrix. Gene Ontology annotation, molecular function: protein folding chaperone.
AAUACGUCACCUCAACGUAUCCUCUGAUUGGUCCGGGACUCAGCUAAGGCGGAAGUGAACCACGGAAGUCAAAAUGGGGACUCGUGUGAAGGUCCUGAGCGUGUUUAAAUCGCUACACAGGACAAGGAUGGCUGUAUUCAAAGAUGAUGAAAGAGCAUUGACAGCUGCAAAACUCAAGAUCAACGAGGAGUUCAGAAAAAAUAAAAAUGAAUUGUCAGAGGAAAACAUUAAAAAGAUGAUCAAAAUGGGCUCAGAUGUGGAAACAGUUCUACGGGAGUCUGUACUUCAAGUGGAGCAUCUUGGUGAUCAGAAACUUUUGCUUCGACCAAGAGAGAGUCUUCUACUAGAAAAUGUCCCCUAUUGUGACCAGCCCAGGAAAAAGUCAUAACAGAGUAACUUGAUAACACAACAAGGACAGAGACUCUUGUCUGUAUUGAAACACAAAAAUACACUCACUACCAUGCAAGUAAUAUUUAAUUUUGAUCUUCCAACCAGGAUCAGGGCCUUUAUAGAUACAAUUGUUUUUGCUGAAGCCAUCUGAUGUUCCUCUCUGUAAAGUAUGUGCUGUACAACUUAAAAUCACAAUUUCUUGUAACAUUUAAUGAUAUAUUUUCACUUUUAUUCAUGUAAUGUGGAUGCUGCUUUUUUUUUUCUUUCAAGGAAGUAACAUGCAAUGAGGAGUGUUGGAUUUAAAUGUUUAAAACCACCAAGAUUAAUAAAAAAAUGUAGGUAUUUAUUAUGAGAAGUGUAGACGAUGUAGAAAGAUGAAGAUGAUAAAGUGCUGUUUUAAGUGGCUUUUUAAAGUGACAAAAGUA